Nanorana parkeri is the source of this 1777-nucleotide messenger RNA. RefSeq names its product SH3 domain containing GRB2 like 2, endophilin A1 (gene SH3GL2). The transcript is spliced from 10 exons. The record is from RefSeq and is a predicted model, not a curated record. NCBI's taxonomy places the organism in Eukaryota, Metazoa, Chordata, Amphibia, Anura, Dicroglossidae. The coding region runs from base 202 to 1272 and encodes 356 amino acids. Gene Ontology annotation, molecular function: protein binding. Gene Ontology annotation, biological process: synaptic vesicle uncoating. Gene Ontology annotation, cellular component: cytoplasm; glutamatergic synapse; presynapse.
GGAUAGAUCACGAUGGAGGAGGAGGAGAAGAGGGAGGAGGGCUUGCCCCUUCAUAGGCCGGCCUUCUCCUCCCCUGACGUCAGGGUGUCCCUGCAUUAAGGCAUGCAUCUGAUAACACCACCACAAGAUUAAAGCCACCGCCGGCCAGCAGAAAUUCCCCUGCACUCAGCUCCCCCCUGAGCUCUCUACACAGGAUCUAUCAUGUCUGUAGCGGGGUUCAAGAAGCAGUUCCACAAAGCCACCCAGAAAGUAAGUGAGAAGGUUGGAGGGGCUGAAGGCACCAAGCUUGACGAGGACUUUAAAGAAAUGGAAAGAAAAGUUGAUGUGACCAGUAGAGCAGUCCUAGAAAUCAUGACAAAGUCAAUAGAAUAUCUCCAGCCUAAUCCAGCUUCUCGAGCAAAACUCAGUAUGAUAAACACAAUGUCAAAGAUCCGUGGACAAGAAAAGGGGCCUGGGUAUCCUCAAGCUGAAACCUUGUUAGCCGAAGCCAUGUUUAAGUAUGGCAGAGAGAUUGGAGAUGAAUCCAACUUUGGUAAUUUAGGUCCAGCUCUUCUUGACGUAGGGGAAGCUAUGAGGGAGCUUUCUGAUAUCAAAGACUCCUUAGACAUUGACGUGAAACAGAAUUUCAUAGAUCCACUACAAAAUCUGCAUGACAAAGAUUUAAGGGAAAUACAGCACCACUUAAAGAAACUGGAGGGGAGGCGUCUGGACUUUGAUUAUAAGAAGAAACGACAAGGCAAGAUCACAGAUGACGAGAUUCGCCAGGCUUUAGAGAAAUUUGAUGAGUCCAAAGAAAUUGCAGAAUCAAGCAUGUUUAACCUUUUGGAGAUGGAUAUUGAACAAGUGAGCCAGCUUUCUGCUCUCGUACAAGCACAACUGGAAUAUCACAAGCAAGCAGUGCAGAUCUUACAGCAAGUCACUUCAAAACUGGACCAGAAAAUCAGAGAUGCUUCAAACCGACCAAGGCGAGAAUAUCAACCUAAACCUCGAUUGAGUUUCGACCUUGCAUUGCCCACUGAAAUAACUCAACAUAAUGGGGGAAUCUCUCUUGCUACUACUCCAAAACCAUCUGGUGCUGCCUUGGAUCAGCCAUGUUGUCGGUCCCUCUAUGACUUUGAACCAGAAAAUGAAGGUGAACUGGGCUUCAAAGAGGGCGACAUCAUUACUCUCACCAAUCAAAUUGACGAAAAUUGGUAUGAGGGGAUGCUUCAUGGCCAGUCGGGCUUCUUCCCCAUCAACUAUGUUGAUAUCCUAGUCCCGCUGCCCCACUAAGAUGUCUGACAUUAACCACAAUUCAAUUUGUACCACUGCUUUUAAAUGCUGCUUCCUCCAGAUCACUGGUACAAGCGCAGUGGCUUAAAACCCAUUACAUUCCAUGGUCAUUUCUAUAUUUUCUUUAUUCCUUUUUUAUGUUAAUAUGUGUUCCUUCUUCGACUGUUGUAUUUCUUUUUACCAGAGUCUUAGAGUCCUUUAUAAUGAAUGCAGGAAUAAUAUGUACUUGUCGUGGCAACCUUCCUUCCACACGAAUACAGUUCACAGUAAUCUUAACAUGCCCAAUUCUUAUUGUAUUAUUUUAUUUUCUCUUACUGUGUGUUUCCAGAAAUAAAUGUUUACAAUGAAAAAAGUGCUGGGACCACAAGGGAAACGUGUUUUUGCCUCAGUCUUGUAAUUACAAUGGAGUACAUUCUUUGAUGUUGUGGAAAAGAAACACUAGAUUGUUGUAGAUUUCCUUUAAUUGUGCAUAGAUGCUGGGCCAAAUAAAAUAUUUCUUAGAAAA